AGAUUUUUCUAAAAUUUGAUCGAGAGGUUCUUUUGACAAAUAGAAGCAGCUUCUUCGAUGUUCACUUUGACCACUAGAGGAACCCCUUUAUCAUCAUAUUUGUGUUAGCAGGUGAGGUAUUUUUAUAUUCAUAAGAGAUCUCUUUCUUGUUGAUACUCCAUUUAUUAAUAAUAUACGGCAAAGAAGACAAUGGGACAAGUAAAAAAGAAGGCAUAUUGUACUCUUUCGUCGAUGAUUCAACAAAGACCAUCAGUGACAAAAGAAAAGAAUGUUUUUACUUUUUAGUUGGAGUAUACAUUUAUGCAUUUAUUUAAAAUUAUACACAAAUGUUAUUUUAUUUUUAUUAUUUACAAACGACAGUAUGUUGUGCGUUUAGGAAGGAAACUUGGUCCCCAAUUAAUAGUUGACCGACCAUGAGAUCCUCCUCUCUGUCUCUGUGUAUAAAUACUAUAUGAUUGUGAAGACACAACAGGUUUAAGAUCAUAAAACACAAACACACAUUCGGGUUUAAGUAACUGGAAGAAAAGCGUCCAUUCUUUUAGCUCGUAACGAUGGAGGAACACUCUGAUCUGCCUUCGAGAUCCAUGGAGGUUGCAGCAACUGCUCUACCCCUCAACGACGAAGAGUAUGUCUAUGAGGAUGCGCGGAGCGAGGAGUGCAGUGAAGUGGAAGACGCCGACCAAAAAUACUGUGAAAACAGAUUGAAGGAUAUUGAUAAUGGAGAUCAGGACAGUUACCCACACAAGUUUGCUGUUUCGAUUUCUGUCUCUGAGUUCAUUGCCAAGUAUAAAAGUCUAUUCAACGGCGACCAUGUUGACGACCAAGUUUCUGUAGCCGGACGGAUAAUGAGCAAGAGAUCAUCAUCUUCCAAGCUUUCAUUCUAUGAUUUGAAUGAUAGUUGUUUAAAGGUCCAAGUGAUGGCUGAUUUAAGGAAGUCUGAACUAGAUAAAGAUGAGUUUGCUAAGCUCCAUGCGUUUGCUAAGCGUGGAGAUAUCGUCGGUGUCACUGGUUUUCCAGGAAAAACUAAGAGAGGAGAGUUAAGUAUCUUCCCACGAUCGUUUACUGUGCUGUCUCCUUGCCUCCACAUGUUGCCGAGUCCUGCUAACAAUAAGAAGCAAGAAAUUUGGUCUCCAGGACACCUAAGACAUCCUCAAACAUAUGUUCUUAAAGAUCAGGAAACUCGUUUUCGCCAGCGGUAUCUUGAUCUGAUGAUGAACAAUCAUGAGAUUCCACAGAUAUUCAAGACCAUUGAUAACAUAAACAAAUACAUUAGAAGAUUCCUCUCCCUUCUUGAUUUCGUAGAGGUUUCGACUCCAAUGUUGCACACGAUACCCGGUGGAGCAGCUGCGCGUCCCUUUGUGACACACCACAACGACCUCGACAUGAAGCUAUACAUGCGUAUCUCACCCGAACUUUACCUCAAGCAGCUUGUCGUCGGCGGCAUGGACCGUGUCUACGAGAUUGGGAAGCAGUUCAGGAACGAGAGUAUUGACAUGACGCACAACCCCGAGUUCACCACUUGCGAGUUCUACAUGGCUUACGCGGACUACAAUGACUUGAUGAAAAUGACUGAAGAUUUGCUGAGUGGGUUGGUCAAGGAGCUAACGGGUGGUUACAGAGUCAAGUACCAUGCUAAGGGAUAUGAUAAGGAUCCGAUAGUAAUCGACUUCACUCCUCCAUACAGGAGGAUUGAUAUGAUAGGAGAGUUGGAGAAGGUGGCUGAACUCAGCAUACCGAAGGAUUUGGCAGGUGAGGAAGCUAACAAGUAUCUCAUUGAUGCAUGCGGGAGGUUUGGUGUCAAGUGCGCAGCUCCUAUGACUACUGCUCGUUUGUUGGAUAAACUUGUUGGACACUUUCUGGAAAGGACAUGUGUUAACCCCACUUUUAUAAUGAACCACCCGGAGAUAAUGAGUCCUUUGGCAAAGUCGCAUAGAUCCAUCAAGGGGUUGACUGAACGGUUUGAGCUGUUCAUUAACCAACACGAACUGUGCAAUGCAUACACUGAGUUGAAUGACCCUGUGGUACAGCGUCAGCGUUUUGCUGAUCAGCUCAAGGAUCGGCAAAGUGGAGAUGAAGAGGCAAUGGCAUUGGAUGAGAGCUUUUGCACAGCUCUGGAGUAUGGAUUGCCUCCUACAGGUGGUUGGGGACUUGGAAUAGACCGGCUUGCUAUGUUGCUUACCGACUCCCAGAACAUUAAGGAAGUUAUUACCUUCCCACUAAUGAAGCCUCAGGCUCAGGAUGCAGCUCCAGAAGCUGAGGAUAGCAAGGUUUAAAGGACUGCCCAUUGUUUCUUGAAAUAAAGAUAGUUUUUCUGAUUUUUUGUUUGGUUUUCAGCUUUUUCUUGUAAUUAAACCGAAAAAUAAUAAUAGUUUGUAUUUUAAUUUUUAAAUAAUUCGAGUUUAUAUUGUUCAAAAUAAAAAAGAA
Molecule: messenger RNA, 2424 nt
Organism: Brassica rapa (field mustard)
Lineage: Eukaryota; Viridiplantae; Streptophyta; Magnoliopsida; Brassicales; Brassicaceae
Product: lysine--tRNA ligase, cytoplasmic
Biological process (GO): lysyl-tRNA aminoacylation
Cellular component (GO): cytoplasm; cytosol
Molecular function (GO): ATP binding; tRNA binding; lysine-tRNA ligase activity
Source: RefSeq, a predicted model, not a curated record